Molecule: messenger RNA, 4623 nt
Organism: Eimeria mitis
Lineage: Eukaryota; Apicomplexa; Conoidasida; Eucoccidiorida; Eimeriidae
Exons: 10
Coding region: 1-4623 (1540 amino acids)
Source: RefSeq, a predicted model, not a curated record
AUGAGAGCAGCCUGCGGCUGCACCUCGAGCCUGGUGCUGCUGCCUUCAUCAGCAGCAGCUGUCUCUUUGUCUCCUCCACAGACGGCAGACCCGCACUCGCACACCUACAGUUGGUAUCUUAGUGUAGGCGUAGAGAGACCCGGGCUGCAACCCGUUGUGCUAGCUCAGCAGCAGCAGCAGCAGCAACAGCAGCAGCAACAGCAGAAGCAACAGCAGCAGCAACAGCAGCAGCAGCAGCAGCAACAGCAGCAGCGGCAGCAGCUAUUUCAUGUUGUCUCUGCUAGUCUGGGAGUAACAGACCUGGUGUGGACUGCGGUGGAUGUGGCGGACCCUUUGGGGGGCCCCUCUGCUGCUCUGCUGCUGGGGGCCCCUGCUGCAGCAGCAGAAUACACAAACCAUCUGCUGCUGCCGCGCUCAGACUCUAUAGCCGCCGUACCCGCGGACGAGGGGGGCGUUGGGGCCUCUAAUGGCAGCAGCAGCAGCAGCAGGAGCAGGAGCAGCAGCAGCAAGAGCAGCAGCAGCAGGUAUCUGGUGGCGUUUGGUGGCCGAGCAAGAGAGGGUACUGGGGUGUGUCUAGCUGUUGCAGAGCCGCAGCUGCUGCUGCCCCCGCGGAGGCCCUGGGGGGGCCCCCCGGGGGCCUCGCGGGACCUUCACUGGGGGGUGUCUCCGCUGCUAUCUACAGAGGAGACAGCAACGGGUACAGCAUGUUUGGAGUUUUGCUGCAGCCAGGUGCCAGAGCUGCAGCAACAGGGUAGAGUAUCUCAGCUGCAGCAGCAGAUGCAGCAGCAGCUGCAGCAGCAGCAGCAGCAGCAAGAAUUGUUUACUACUGAUGGUAAACAGCUGCUGGAGAUACACCCCGAUGGCUCUGUAGAUAUUGCCUAUCAAAGGGCCCCCAUAUUAAGUCAUGCACAGCAGCAGCAGCAGCAGCAGCAGCAGCAUGAGCAGCAGCAGCAGCAGCAGCAACUCGCCCUAGAAGCAUUCUGCUGCACCUCAGGCUGCAGCCGCUUCCUCAUUGCUGGGGGCCUCUGGCCCUAUGGGGCCCUGGGGGCCCUGCAGCGCGCUGUCCCCUCGCGUCCCCUGGUUGCUGUCUCCGUAUCCGAGGGUACACCGAGGAUCGUGUGGGCCCUGCAGCAGCAGCAGCAGCAGCAGCAGCAGCAGCAGCAGCAGGAGCAGCAGCAGCAGCAGCUGCUUCUGGUCAGCAGCGACCCAAGGAUGGGCCUGGGGGAGACACGUUUGGUGUCUCUACGCAGCGGGGCCCUCGUGGAUAUAACAGCAGCAGCAGCAGAAGCAGCAGCAGCAGCAGCAGCAGCAGGAGCUGAGCUAAGCUCCGCAGACACCCCAGGUGCUGCACUGUCGCUAGACAGCCCCACUCUCUUUGCUGCUUCUCUCUUGGGGGGCCUCCUGCUGCUGCAGCUGACAGCAGAGGAGCUGCGCGUGAUGGGGCCCCUGGGCUCCUCUCUCCUGUGCCCCCCAAUCGAUAUGACGGAGGCACCCGUGCAGCAGCAGCAGCAGCAGCAGCAGCAGCAACUGGAGCAGCGGGAGCAGCAACUAGAGCAGCAGCAGGAACAGCAACUAGAACAGCAGCUACAGCAGCAGCAGCAGCAGCAGGAGGAGGGACAAGAGGGGCAAGGGGAGCGAGAGCUGCUCGAAGAGGAGCAGCUGCUGCAGCAGCUUGAGCAGCAGGAGGAGGAUGAGGAAGAGCAGCAGCAGCAGCAGCAGCAGCAGCAGGAUGAGGAGACAAACGGGGACACAUUGCCUCUCUCCCCUGCAGCAGCAGCAGCAGCAGCAGCAGCAGCAGCAGGAGCAGCAGGAGCAGCAGAAGGGACAGAAGAGACAGCAGCAGAAGACAUGUCUCCGUAUAUGGAGACUGGCUGGGCUGCAGCAGCAGGGGGCCCCCAGGGCAGCUUUGCUGCUGCAGUCAGAGGCAGCGCAGCAGCAGAUUGGGUGUGUGCUGUUCUGGAUGACUUCCGUCUGCGUCUGUGGCGAAUAGACCUUGCUGCUGCAGGAGGUUCCUUCGUCUGCGAUGCCUUGCUGCAUGCGGGGACAGCCCCUGCAGCAGCAGCUGCUGCUGGUAUGGUGCACCCGCAUCUUGCGACGCAGCAACAGCAGCAGCAGCAGCAGCAGCAGCAGCAGCAGCAACUGCUGCAGGAGGUUCCUUCGUCUGCGAUGCCUUGCUGCAUGCGGGGACAGUGUAUCUUCAGCUCCGUGGAUCUCCGUUUGGUGUCUCCGCUGCUGCGUAGCUGCGGCUCUUGCGCGCAGCUGCAGCUGCAGCAGCUGCUGCUGCAGCAGCACCAACACAUACACCAACACACCCAAGAUCUCGCGGCCUCAGCAGAGGCAGCAGCAAACAGCAGCAGCAGCAGCAGCAGCAACAGCAGCAGCAGCAGCAGCAGCAGGAAUGCUGGGCCCAUGGCUGUGGACUCCGCUGAUAUUUUGCGGUCUCCUGGUGACGGUGAAGACGCGGAGAUGGGGUCCCCUCAGCAGCAUACUGCAGCAGCAGCAGCAACAGCCAGAGCCGCAGCAGCAGCAGCAGCAGCAGCAGCAGCAGCUCUUGCUGAAGAGGGAUUGAUAGAUGCAAGACGGUCAGUAACAUGUGUCUCUGCUGACCCUCUGCCGCUCUCCCGUGCAGCUGUCUCUGUUGCGGGUGGAGCUGCUGCUGCUGCUACUGCAGCAGCAGCAGCAGCAGCAGCAGCAACAGCAGCAGCAGCAGCAGCAGCAGCAGAAUCAGAAGAGCUGCAAGAGGAAGUGCUGAAUGCAGAGCUCGUGCUGCUGGACCCCUCCACCGACGUGGGCCCCACGCUGGUGGUAUUCUUGACGGGGAGGCCCCCGCUGCUGUAUCGGGGUUUUGCUGCUGUCUCUGCUGCUGCACCUGCUGCUGCUGCUGCUGCAGCAGAGACAACAGCAGCUGCUGCAGGGGGGCUUGAGGAUGCGAGCGAAGGAGACAGAAAGGAGACACUGCAGCAGCAGCAGAGCUCUGUCUCCUUUCCCUCGGCCUUCAGCCUCGUACCCCACAGCUGCACGGAGUGUAUCCCCUCGCUUCAGAGGCCCCCAGCAGCAACAACAGCAGCAGCAGCAGCAGCAGCAGCAGGAGAUGCGGGUGCUGCUGCUGCAGAGCCUUCUGUACAGUUCGCUGUCUCCUCGGGAUACACCACAGCAGCGCAGCAAGUGCUGCAGUGGGGUGGGGGUGUCUCCUUGGUUGUCCCCCCGUUGCCUUUGCCUGAGCUCUCUAACCCUGCGCAGCAGCAGCAGCAGCAGCAGCAGCUGCUGCUGCAGCAGCAGCAGCAGCAGCUACCAGUUCUAUGGCUCUGCAGCAGCCGCAACGAGCUGUACGUACACCCCAGCGAACGCAGAGAUAUACUCAGUGCUGCUGCUUUUGUUUGGGGGGGGGGGCCCCCAGGGGCCUUCGCUCUGCUGCACAGCAGGGGCUCGUUGCUGUGUCUGUGUGACGUGGGUUCUCCCUUUGACGGUAGUUGCUGCUGGCCGCAUGCAGCAGCAGCAGCAGCAGCAGCAACAGCAGCAGCAGAAGCAGCAGCAGGAGCAGCAAAAACUUUCGGACCCUACAGACUCGAUGGGCCCCUACCUUUCUCCUCCUUCUCUUUGGGGGCCUCCACCACCCACGUAGCUGUCUCCUCUGGCUGUGAGUAUGUAUUGCCUGCUAACUAUCUCUCGGACCUAGCAGCAGCAGCAGCAGCAGCAGCAACAACAUCAGCAGCAGCAGCAGAAGCAGCAGCAGCAGCAGCAGCAGCAAGAGGGGGACGGCUGGUUGCUGUCUCCGUAUAUCACCCCACAGAAGAAACAGAACAAAUCAAAGAAGUGCUGCGGGCCCGCAACGUGCUGCAGCGGGCGCAUCUGUUGCUGCAGGGUCGUUCAGGCUCAGCAGCAGCAGCAGGAGCAGCAGCAGCAGCAGCAGCAGGAGGAGCAGCAGCAGGAGACGGAGUAUUAUAUGAGGAUAAUAGUAUAUGUUAUGGGGCUGCAGCAGCAGGAGACAGCCUAUAUAAUAAUAAAAUACAACCAAACCCCUAUCUCUCUGCAUGCGUUGACGGCAGAGUAGAGGUAGAGGGAGAGGUGGGGAGACAGUACGAAAUUCUUCUCUUUCAUCAAGACUACCUCCACACGCCCCUGGGGUCAUUCCUACUGGGCCCGUGUGAGGCCGUGCUGUCUCUGCAGUUUGUCUCUAUAGACGCAGUAGAGUUUCUUGCUGUGGGUGUGGGGCAGCCGCUGAGCGAGGCGGUGGAGACAGAGGGGCGGCUGCUGCUGUUGCUUUUUGUGUUUGAGGGCCCUGUCUCCGUCGUUGGGGACUUCGCGCCGUCUGCUGCAGAGAGACACUACCUGCUGCACUCCGUUGGUAAACGCCUAUUCAUACAUGUAAGCAGCAGCAGCAGCAGCAGCAGCAGCAGCAACAGUAGUAGUAGUAGUAGUAGCAGCAGCAGCAGCAGCAGCAGCGAGAGUCGUGGUAGUAGCAGCAGCAGCAACAGUAGCUGUGGUAGCAGCAGCAGCAGCAGUACAAGGAGCUGCAGCAAAAGCAAGGGAGACAGGAGACACCCGAGAUGUUGCGGGCAGAAAGGAGGGGGAGAGAGAGGAGACAGACAUAAUGUAAUAGAUAGAGAGAAAGGAGACAGAUAA